AUGUCCACGCCCGUCUCACCUGCCCUGCCUCCGGAGACCCCGCAGGAGCUCGCGGUCAAGGCCGACUUCCACACCAACGUCUGGUCUGUCUUCCAGAACCUGUACGAAGACCGCUGGGACCAAGCACGCUGGAACGCCGCAAUCGCGCGCUUCGGGGCGGCACACGACCCCGCCGCCGUCCAGCGUUUCUGGACGCGGGCGAAGCUCCCCUCUUGGGACGCGCUCGAGGCGCAGUUCCGCAAGGGCCCGCCGCCGUUCCUCCGCCCGGGCUGGGUGAGCCCGCUGCUGGGCAAGCGGGUCGACCUCCGCUGGCUCGACUCGGGCAGGUUCGAACACGUCCAGGGCUCGAUGGACGGCUGGCGCGACGCCAAGGUGCUCAUCAUCGAGCUGUGGGCUUCGUACGUCUGUUCCUUGCCUCGCCUUAGUGCGCUCCACGGCGCGCGGCGCGCGGUCUGCACUCCAAGCCCGCGGACGCCGCACACACACACAUCACAGCCGUGCGUGGUCGUGUUCGACGACCUCUCGCGGAUCGCGCAGACCCGGCCGGAGAUCAAGGUCAUCACCUUCAACUCCGAGACGAUCUUCACGAACGCGCCCGUCGACGUCGGGUUCGUCAAGAACUUCGUCGCCUCGCGCACCGACAUGAAGUACCCCAUCUUCAUCGACACCCACCGGGUCGCGGUCAAUUCGAUCUUCCAGCCCGGCCAAAACCUGUCGAUUCCCCUGGUCUUUAUCAUCACGCCAAACGACAGCGUUGUCCGGUGGAUCGGUAAUCCAGAGGAGAUGGCCGUCCCGCUCGAGGACAUCGUCCGCAGAGCAUAG
Molecule: messenger RNA, 822 nt
Organism: Epithele typhae
Lineage: Eukaryota; Fungi; Basidiomycota; Agaricomycetes; Polyporales; Epitheliaceae
Exons: 6
Coding region: 1-822 (273 amino acids)
Source: RefSeq, a predicted model, not a curated record